Sparassis crispa is the source of this 1464-nucleotide messenger RNA. RefSeq lists its product as hypothetical. Lineage: Eukaryota; Fungi; Basidiomycota; Agaricomycetes; Polyporales; Sparassidaceae. Gene Ontology annotation, molecular function: DNA binding. Gene Ontology annotation, biological process: DNA integration; DNA recombination. The transcript has a single exon. The coding region runs from base 1 to 1464 and encodes 487 amino acids. The record is from RefSeq and is a predicted model, not a curated record.
AUGCACCAUCCAGAGGAAUAUACCCCUCACAAAGUCUCCUCCUACCCCCCAUUGAGCUCCCAGCAGAUCUCCACAGGUUUCUCGUGGACAGCACCCAGCCAUACACCGCCACAGAACUUUGUAUGCGUCGAGAAGGACGUUACCCCAGGGCCAUCGCAAAGCGGAUUGAUGGUGCUGUUGCAGACGCUCAUGCCCAGCAACAACGAGAAAUGGACAGGAUCUACGAUGAGCUAUUUAAAAGUCGAGCCGUCUGGGAUGACUGAAAUUCCAGACUCACAUUUCGCGGCUACUCUGCCAGCCAGCACCACCGUGAACCCAAGACCAAGACCAUACAAAGAAGGACGGGUACCUUUGACAUCUGCUCAGCGCCCACAUUGCUUGGCGUGGGACCGAUUGUGGUUGUGGCUACCAUUGAACCGUCGGACAACCAGAGAUAGGAAUGGUUUUGAGGUACCCGUCACCGAUGAUGACUUGGACCGGGUCUUGGCAGUGAUCACAGUCUCUUGGGCGCAAUCCACGCGGGAAUCAUAUGGCGCCGGACUGCUCAUUUUCCACAUCUUCUGUGACAAUCGAGGUAUCACUGAGGACCAGCGGUGCCCGGCCAGUUCAAUACUAAUGCUCACCUUCCUAUCAUGCUGCGCCGGAUCCUAUUCAGGCAAGACACUGGCCAACUACUUCUACACAAUCCGCGCAUGGCAUACCCUACACGGACAGCAUUGGAAGAUGCCCCAGGCAGAGAUGAAGGCGGCGCUCGACGGGGCAGCAGUCCUGGCGCCACCGUCGUCGAAACGGGAGAAGCGAAUCCCAUUUACAGUCGAAUUCAUCAUCCUUAUUCGAAGUGUACUGGAUCUCUCCCUCCCGCUGGAUGCUGCCGUAUAUGCAUGCCUAACAACAACAUUUUUCUGUGCAGCACGGGUAGGAGAAUUUACACUACCUAAUCUGAAAGCAUUCGACAAGACAAUUCAUGUCAAGCAUUCGGAUAUGCGAGAAGGGGAGGAUCGGCAUGGCUAUCGGGUGACAGUAUUUCGGUUACCACGCACCAAGACAUCCUUCGAGGGCAAGGACGUGUACUGGGCAGAACAGCAAGGACUUGCAGAUCCGAAAGCCGCAAUGGUGAACCAUCUCACCAUCAACCGUGCUGCCCAGGAUGCAUCGUUAUUCACAUGGCGUCACCCGCAAGGAGCGCGACCGCUAACGAGAAGUGAGUUCUUGAAGCUGCUCGACGCGGCCGCAGCAGUUCUCGGGAUAACAGACUCUCUGAAAGGGCACGGCAUUCACAUCGGAGCCGUCCUUGAGUACCUGUUGCAGGGCAUACCCUUCGAGGUUGUGAAGUCGAUAGGGAGGUGGAGUAGCGAGGCUUUCCGGGUCUAUCUGCGUCAACAUGCAGUGGUCAUGGCACUGUACAUGCAGAGCAGCCCCAUCCUGGAACCAUUCACACACUAUACAAUGCCGCCUCCUCGAUAA